CCGCCUCCGCCCGCUCAUUGGUGACGCCAGCUGCGGGGCAUUCCCUAUCCGCGUCCUCCGUCGGAAAUGGCCGUCAGUUCCCGGUCCUCCAUUGGACUGAGCCGCUGUCAGUCGGCCUCCCUCCCGCUGAACACCGUCCGCCUCUCCGGCUCUCCGUCUCCGUCAUAUUGGCUGCGAGGAGCAGCAGCGAGCACGGCUGAGAAGAAGACCCCCACCAUGACGGGAAACGGGGCUCCCGCUGCGCUUUAAAAAAUGAUUUAGCCCUUUAAACAUUUUUACUAGUAUUUUACUAAUUAAUUAGAAAAUAAUCGGGAUGAUACCUUCAAGUAUCCGAGAACCUUUAGUGCUUUCCUCCGACACCGUGGUCCACCAGGGGGAUGUAGUCCUGACUUCUCUUCACAGCCGCUUUCUGCAGACAAAGAGUGCUUGUGAAUAAAGCUUUCAAAGACACACGGCUCCCCGGAGCUCCUGUUGAUGAAGAAAGUGGGCAACAUGUGGAGCAACCUGAAGAGCAAAUGUCAGACUCUGUUUCACAGCAGCAGCUCAGGACCCGGUGAGAGCAGGCCGGACGCCAACGCGGUCCACUGUGUGCUUGACAUCGGACAAGGAGGCAGCUCAGAUGAGGCUCAGGCGUCCGAAGCCCCCAGUCCAUCGCGAAGCCUCCUGCCAGUUCCUAUGGUAACAGCAGGCCGCCGCCAUCACAACUGUGUGUCAGACAUCCCUCAGAUUGUCGAGAUCACUCUCGACAAGGACACUGAGGAUGUGCGGGGGGGCUCAGGGGGCGUUCCUAUGGCCCGCAGAGACUCUUAUUCCCGUCAUGCCCCGUGGGGGGGGAAGAAAAAACACUCAUGUUCCACCAAAACCCAAAGUUCCUUGGAAGCAGACAGGCGGUCUGGCCGUUUAAGGGGUAGCGGGAAUAGGAGGGAUCGACGUUAUGGAAUCGGCUCCAUCCAGGAAAUGAGCGACUCCGUUUCUGGAGGACGCAGUCUGAACGCUCGCUCUCUGAAGCAACGGCUGAGUGACACUGUUGGGCUGUGUUUACCCCUCCCCCCUCGCAGACGCUCAGCUAAGAACCCCGUUACCUCCAAACGCAAGAUCCACCUGACGGAGCUGAUGCUGGAGACCUGCCCCUUCCCCCCUGGAUCAGACCUCGCACACAAGUGGCACCUGAUCAAGCAGCACACGGCACCAGUCAGCCCCCAUUCCUCCACCGCCCUGCUCGAUGCCUUCGACCCAGCCCACCCCUCCCCUGAGGACGAGGAGGAGCGUCUGCGUGAGCGCCGCAGACUCAGCAUCGAGGAAGGUGUGGACCCCCCUCCCAAUGCACAGAUCCACACCCUGGAGGCCUCAGUGCCUGGCUCCUCUCUCUACAAACUGGGACCAAAGUUGGCUCCCGGCACAGGGGAAUCCUCUGGGGAGGUCCGGUCCUUGGGGUCCGGCAGCUCUGCGAGUGCUGGAUCAUCGGGGGCCUGCAGUUCGUUGUUGGGGGCUGCAGCGUCGGCUCAGGACUGUGACUCGGAGGAGGACUCGACCACCCUCUGUCUGCAGGCCAGGAGGCCCAAACAGCGGCACGCUUCCGGGGACGGACAACUGAGCCGGCAGCAGCCUGGACCCUGGAAGGUCCACACCCAGAUAGACUACAUCCAUUGCCUGGUCCCGGACCUGUGGCAGAUCACUGCUCUGCCCUGCUACUGGGGCGUGAUGGACCGCUAUGAGGCCGAGGCACUGCUGGACGGGCGGCCGGAGGGCACGUUCCUGCUGCGUGACUCGGCCCAGGAGGUCUACCUCUUCUCCGUUAGCUUCCGCCGUUACAACCGCUCGCUGCACGCCCGCAUCGAGCAGUGGAACCACAACUUCAGCUUCGACGCUCACGACCCGUGUGUGUUCCAUUCGUCCACCGUCACAGGACUGCUGGAGCACUACAAGGACCCCAGCGCCUGCAUGUUCUUUGAACCGCUGCUCACAGCGCCGCUCAAUCGGACCUUUCCCUUCGGCCUGCAGCACCUGGCUCGGGCUGCCAUCUGCCGCUGGACCACUUACGAUGGUAUAGGCUCUCUGCCACUACCACCCGCCCUGCAGGACUUUCUCAAGGAGUAUCACUAUAAACAGAAAGUACGAGUCCGCUGGCUGGAGAGGGAACCGCCAACAAAGGUCAAAUAGGGCGGGGCUUCUCUGAACCUGCACAUAUGCUGCAGGAGGGUUACACAUCCUGAGGAGCUCCUCGUUAGAGCUGUAGAGACAUUUCUCUCUUUCUGGUGGGGGAUGAAAUCUAAAUGUAACAAGCUAUACAAGAUUCAUUCUAAUCUUUGCUUUAGUUAUUACUUACAUCACAGAAAAUACAUAUGAUUAUAUUCAGUAUAACGCUGUCUGGCAAGCACAUGUUUUUGUGUUGAACAGGUUGUUUUGACCAGGAGGGGAGGCACAAAUAUCAGAGCUUUGUGUCUUUUCUCUCCUGCUUUGUGCUAAAUGUCUGCCUGAUCCCACCACUUCAUCACCUGCCUGUACACCUGCCUGCAUGCCUCCCUCUUCAUCCCAAACCGCUAUUUAAGCCCACACAGCUCCGUUGUACAGUUCACUUUGUGCUCUCCCUUUUUUUCUUUCUUCCUGAGCUUGUCAAAGCACAGAGUGGAGCACCUUCACAGGAGGUGUGUGUGUGUGUGGGUGGAGAGGGCAUCUGGAGGUGCUUAUUGGUGUAUUGCAGUCACAGCUUGUCCCAUGGAUGGAGCUACAUACUUCAGCAUCCCUUUGCACGCAUGGCAUGAGCUUCAGCCGAGUCGGGACACAUUCAGAGCGAUCAGGGAAAUGAAACGCCUAGUGAGGGCUACGGAUGAGUCCUUCAACAUGAGUUCCCCCUCAAGCAGUAAUGGUGACAAAUGAUCAGUCUAUGGUUUCAUUAAGAGCGAGCUGAACUUGUCAACUUUAUUCCCACUGUGUGGUUUCAAAAAAAGAGAGACAUUAUACGGAAAUAUUCAGACACGUCGGGCCAUUGUUGCACUUGUGAAAGCAGUCUGUCAGUUCUGAGGUGCACAUACGAGCUCUAUGGCAUUUAGGAAAACAUUUGAGCUGUUUGCUGUUUUAAAAGAAAUGUUUUGGCUUUAUUAUUUUGUUUCACACCUGCCUCCUUCUGUCAGCAUCUUCCUGGGCAUCGACCCUGUGUAUCCAUCCUCCUGAGCCACAUUUCUUUAUAGAUCAAUAAGCUAACAUUUUUUACACUUUACAUCUACCUUUCCUCAAUUGUAUAACUUCUCCAACCAACAGUCCCAAACUCAAAUGCUGUCCGUUCAUGGUAACAAACGUCAAAGAAAAGAAGAACAAAAUGAACAAAUCAGAAGCUUACACCGGCAAAUGUUUGAUAGUUCUGCUCAUGCAACCGUUGAGCAAUUAUCAAAAUAGUUUCAGACAAUUUCCUCAGAUUGACGCAUGUAAAUAUUUAUGUUCGACACCUGUUGUUCUUUCUCCGACUUCCACAGAGGUUGGCAAAGAUUUCUUCCUCCCUCUCAGUAUUUUACUCUGAACCCCGAAUCAGAGGAGCCCGACAGAAAACACUUUGAAUAUAUCCUGUGACCUUAAUCCCUGUCUUUUUUUUUAACAAAAUGUGUUUCAAAAAAAUAUAUAUAUAUUUAUUAAUUUAAGAAAGUAACUCUUAGAUAAAGGAAACGGGGACCUGACAUUUAGUUGACCCUGCAUGGUGCAGGUAUAAGGUGCUGAUUUAACUCCCUGAUUUACACACAGUAGAGAGGUGAUGGUCUCCAACACUUCAGUGAUUACUUUCCGAAGGUCUCACUCAAAACAACGCCUUCAUCGCCCAGUUUUUAGAGUCGAAGUUGAAGCGUAGACUGCAGCCGAAGCUCGCUUGAGUUAUGUAAUCUGACUGGUUGUAGUUGUGUGUGUGUGUGUGUGUGGCUACAACAUAAAAGACCUCAAGUCCACUCUAAUUUUGUCAGUUGAAUCUUUGCACUUUGGCUUUAUUGUAACAGCAUAGGAAGUUUGCAACUGAACACACCAGGUCUCGGAAUAACCCUGAAGUGUGUCCGAAUUAUCCUCAGCGGUCUCAUCUUCUCGCAAAAUGCAGAAACUGUAAAUAAAACCUGUAGAAAGACUUAAAGAGCCAAUAUUAUGCCCUUUUUGGGGUUCGUAUAUUUAAUCUAUGUAACUACUUUUGUACGUUCACAAUAGCUAAAGUUUGAAAAAAGUGUCGGUUUUCAUGUACUGCUCCUUCUUGCUCCCUCUACGCUCUGAGUCCGUCAGCUACGCUCUGCUGAGCCCACACUGUUAGAUCCCACGUGGGCCAAGUCUGUUCUGAUUGGUGUGCCGAUCCGCUCUGUCGUUAUUGGUCAGUUGCUCAGCACGCGUCUCGGAAAUUUCAACAUGAGCUGCUGGGCUUGCCACAACGAGCCAAUGGGCUUAGAUCAGUGAUCUCACACUGACAAUGACAAAUUUUUAUCGAGGGGGGCUAGAACUGAGCGUUACAUGCGGCUAAUGCUACAGCUAACAGGAGGACGUAGGAGAAGCCGCGUUUCUGCGGACUUUGAAUUUUUGCACAUAGAUGUGCCUAAACAUGCACAGGACACUUGGAAAACACACUAAAGAGCAUAUAAAACCAGAAAAAGCAUAAUAUGGGACCUUUGAUACUGCAGCGUCCUUUUAAAAAUCUGUGUUUCUCUAAUUCUCUUCUGAAAAGCCUUAGAGGCUGAGAACUGAGCUGCGGUCCGAUGUGUGGUGUAAGAAAGCGGUCAGCUGAAAGCCUGCGCUCAAAGGAAACUGAUUAACAUGUUUCUGACAGGUACAAACGUAACUUGAUACGAAAUAAAAAUGAUAAAAUUGCGAGGCUGUAGCGUGUUUAACAGCCAAACUUGAUUCAACUGACAAAAUCGGAGUCAGCUGCGUGGUCGGGACACGCUGCUGGAUAGGGGGUCAUUUGUGUUGUGUUCUCUGAAGAGUAAUUAAGUGUGACCUUGGUGCUUUUUUUUUUUUUUUUUUUUUUUAAAAACACUUCAUCUUGUUCCAGUGUAGUCGAAUCCUGAAUCAGGCGGUGCUUUAACCCCAUCGGUUAGACUGAUGGAGGAGCUAUGAGCUCACUCUGAUGGUGCACGCUAAAGUUUUUACUAUUCAAAUGUCCGAGGUGCUAUAACGGAUUACAGUACACCUGUUGUGGCUGUAGUCCGGUGACUUCAACAGUGCUCAUAUUUUCAACUCCGAGCGCUUGAAAAAGGACGCUGGGUGCUUCACUUUUGUCCAGGCGGCCGCUCUCUGCCGCUCUCUCCUUGUUGAAAAUUUAAUAAAGACUCUGGUGCUAAGACAAAAUGAAUUGCCAGGUGGACACGGGGCCUAAGUGGUUUCUAAAGUUUCCUGCUGGUGUUUGAGGAUAUGGCCUCUAAAGUAUAACUAGUGAUCAUUAAAAUCAAUCACUGGACGCAAUUUGAGCUGAGCUGCCAGCAGCGCAGGGGUCUGACAUUAAUGACAUUCUUGUGAGACUUGCUCGCUUGCAUUUCCUCUCGGCAGACUCCACAGUUGUAUGAGAUGAGUGAAGACAAGAAAUGUCGGUAAAAAUGUGGCGUCUCUACCUGUGCAGAGAUUGCUGGAGAGAUUUCACACGCCCCAUGUGCAGAGGAAAUAGUCCUCAUGGCAGUGGCCGAGGGUUCGAAUCCGACCUCGGCCCUUGGCUGCAUGUCUGACCACACUCUCUCCUCCCGACAUGUUCUGUCUCUCUUCAGCUGUCCUAUCCAAUAAAGGCAAAAAAUCUCCCCAAAUAUAGCUUUAGAAAGUUGCCUUCCCUAUCUUUAAAAUCCAACGUGUGCAUCUCAGGAGGAGGUUGGAGAAAUUCAGAGUUGUCCCCCUUCGUUGCAUUAAAAGGAAACGAUGAGCUGCGAAGUGUGCAGAUGUGAAACCUGCAGGUCAGGUGUCAAACUGAAAUCAUCGAGCCUCAAGACGAUCUCAAAUUGCUUCAUAUUGAUCGAAUCAGUGAGGAUGAAUUACCCGAGUCUUUGAGCAAACAGCUGUGUAGUAAUAAACAAAGAGAAUAUUUAAAUUAUGAUGCAAUCACAGAAUGACAGACUGCUCUUCCUACUCACCCGGUAAAUCCCACACAGACACCCGGAAGUUCAAAAGCGGUGCAAAACCUGAGACAGGUAACAGGUGUUCAAAGAUGAUCCACAUAGGUACCCUGAACAUUUCCCUCUCAUAGAAGUCCAAAACAUUUCCCACCGUUGGCACAUUUUUCUUCAGAACCUUAAACACCAAAUCGCCUCCGUGUUGGCUCUGAAGGAGCGAGAGAGAGAGACAGCCGGGGGAUGAAGUUGACAUUGAUCCGCUCGUCUUUGCACUUUAAUGUGUCAGGAUUUUCAGCCACCUGUACAUCCUAUUUAAAUAACGCACAGAUGUAAAACUAUCCUGCUCACUGUCACCUGUCUAGCACGCCAAUCACAGGCUAAUUUGACUAUGAUUGGAUAUGACUUUCCUGUGUACUGAGAGGUACCGUGCAAUCCGAUUUUUAAGACUCAUUCUGUCUCUGGGGGUUUAAAACUGUCUUCCUGCGCAGCGAUUUCCAUGCUCAACGAGUCGUGUCAGGUCAUGUGAGACGGUGGCAGCUGCACUUGUAAUGGCGGUGCACAUCUGUGCAUUUUAAACUGGUAUACUGGUCGAACAGGUAUAUAAGAAGCAGCCCACUUGUUGGAUGAAAGCAAAAGGUUUUCAUCUUAUACACCGGAUUUUACGUUAUAUUGUUCUGAAAUCUGAGCUGACCUGGAGGUGUUUGUCCCGCUCUGUUGAAGAGGAGGAGGGUGACAGAGAGCUUCCUGUGCAACAGUGGUGUGCUCAUGGAGAGGGCGAGGCGUUUGCUGAAGUAAAAAGCACUUUAGUUGUGUACUUGUUGUGUUCCACAGUGUGAGAGGAAUCAGGACUGUUUUUUGGUUGUUUUGGCUUUUUAUUGCAGCAAUGUACCUGUUUUAACCAAUUUAUCAAAGUUACAUCAUCACCAUAGUAUUUAAAAAUCAAUAAAUAUCAGUCUAUUUUAAAUCUUUUGACAGCCAUUUGUGAUCAGAGUCCCUGUGGUUGAGGGUUCUGAAAUGUCCACGUUGAGGCUACGUCCACAAUAAUUCAUAGGUAUUUCACACCAGCUCCCGUGUAUCGUGGUGCGUUAGCGUUGGAAGCACUGCUGACCUCGUCUUAGUUUGUCUGCGGCUCUGUUGUACUUGUCAAGUCUCAGGAGACGAGACAUGACGUACAAAGACCGAUUAAGAAAUGGUGGACGAGGCAACCGAGUCUGAGGCUUUGAUGACAGCUUUUAUAUCGGUGCGACUUAUUCAACGCAUCAACAGAAGAGUGAAGAAGAAAAUACUGGCGAUUGCAGUCUUAAGUUUGUGCAUCAGCCGCAGGAUACAUAAACCUCACCAAUCCCCUCCGACUUGCUGGUGGUGAUUUUUCCUGAAUAUAUCCUGCUGCGGUCUCACGUCAGCGCACUCCCAACUUCACUGGGGGAGGAGGGUGGGGGAAGUCAGUGAAAAAAUGUGGCUUUUUGUGUUCACACAUGCAGCUCAUCCUGAAUAUUUCAGGAAGUUUUGUGCAAGUGUGAAAUCACCAAUCAACACUUUAAUCGGCCAUAUUGGUAUUUCACUUAAGAUCAAUACCUGCAAGUGAAGAUUGCACACUUAUGCAGGAGGUGAAUAUUGUGUGAACAAAUCGUUGUAUCGGCCCUGACGAGAGCACACGGAUGAUGACUUUUCCUGUUCGUUAGUGAUCGUGGAAGUUACUGAUGGCGGAGAUAAGUCCUGAAGCAGAGCUGCAACAUCAUGUAAAGUGGACUUUAAAACACCAUCGUAAAGGGAACCUGUAUUAGUGUGGAUGUAGCUUUAUUAGUCUGGCUUGUUUGAAUUGUUUUCAAAAGAGAGAAAGCAUUGUCACCUGGAUCAGCACCAUAUACUCGUCCUUUGACGGUAUGUUUUUGUGCAUUAAGUUGCACCUGUAAGACUGAAAAUGUAUCUAAAUUUACAUCCAGUAUGAACCCUCAACCAUUAAUCCAAGCUGAGAGUUUUCAGCUAUUUCAUUCUGGAAACGCUGCACCGAAACGCCAAAACACCCGACGUGUCUGAAUCUUCCUGAUGUCACUGUUUGUGUUUGAGCUCAUGGAGUCGAGACGUGUGUGUGCAGAAGAAGUGGGCGGUCCUUAAGUUUGUCACUGAUGGUUGUUUCAGAGUGGUGUAGAUGGAGCUGCAUAGAGGGAGGGGACACGGGGUCACUGUGAGGGAGGAUGACACUGACUCCUAUGAACGAUGCCUCUUUGCCCCCCCCCCCCCCCCAUCACCCUUUUUUCUCAGGCAGGCCCGUUGAGAGGAGCGUCCUCUCAGCCCAGUUUUCCCCAUGGGAAAUAUGUGACGUACGUGUGGCACAGGUUCGCCAGUUAACCCGCAGAUUUAGAAGGGAGGAGGAGGGCGUUUUUAUGAUGAGUGAUUUUACUUUUCUGUCUGCAACACACACCUCCUGACACCUGCACUACCCUAGGUAUACACACACACACACACACACACACACCUCCUCCACCCUAAACCAGGAGGUGUGUCAUCAUGGACCACAUUAAGCCACGCCCCCUCUCUCUGAGCUCCUCCCCUGAUUAAGAGAAGCGAACAUUGUGUGUACAUGUUUAUUCUGUGAUCUUCUGAAAAACAGUGAUUGAAUCUAUCUGACUCUUUAUUGUCAUCAGUGUGACAUCAUGUAGCUGCACUAUGAAAGCAGGAAACCACGAGCCCCCCCCGAAAAAAAAAACAUCUCUGUAAGACUCACGGUUCCAGUUCGGAGGUCGCCUCAGACUGCAGGAGUUUUAUGAUCUGGUUGCAUAACACAUGAAAGGAUGACUCAGAUAUCUCAAACAUGCUGCACUAAAAGAUUUUCAAAAUGUUUGAGCAUUGUUACCAACGGGUACGGGAUAUAAAAGAAAUGAUUGCAGGGGUUAUCUGGAGCAAGAACCGCACUAACAUGACCUCAAAUGAUCCAGCAGGAUCGCUCAGGAUCAUCAGAUGGGGGGGGGUAAGACCCAGAGAAAAGUUAACGAUGAGGUGAAUCUCUGCAGAGAAAAAAAAACAAUCAAAAGAAAAAGAGGCUGAUUGAAAACAUGUUUGUGAGGAUGUGGCCAACAGUUUGUUUUCUGUCCACAGUAGCAUGCUACCUCACGUUAGCAGCAGGUUUAGUGGCAGCCCCGCCUUCUUGCAGACUCGACGCUUUCAUCCCGAUUUUAACUCCUAAAUAUCAAAAGUGUUAGAAAUCAUCUGCUUAGCUUUUAAGAAUCUACAAGCUGAUAAUAAGCGGGGGAAUCUGGAUCUUAAAAGUUUUACUUUUGCAGAAAUUUCUCGCAAAAUCUCGCCUCCGACUUUGGAUCCUCUCUGAUUGUUUCGAGGAGAAUCUGAUGUAAAUCUCCAUUUAUAAAAAAAAAAAAAAAAAAAAACUCCUGCAGCCUGAGCCCCAGAGGUCAAACAAACUUAAAAAAAAAUAAAAAGAAGAUAUUUUAAACAUUUUAUUUCCUGUUCCCGUAUAUAUUUGAGAGAGCUGGGUUAUAUGCAAACAGAAAAAGAUGUAUGAGAGAAAUAUAAUUUUUCAUUCUCCCUGAUAUGCAAUGGAGUGUAACAAUGGUCACUUUAAUGCUGUAUGUGCACAUCGGUUGCUGUGUGGACGAGGCUGAAGCAGGACUUGACAAUGAUGGGAGAUAAUGGUCGUCACUCUGCAGCACCGCCGUGUUCCCACGCCGCCUUAUUCGUCCUGACCAAUCGCAGGAGCCCUUUUAAAAAGAGAGCGAGCUGCUGUCAGACGAAUAACACUGUUCCAUUUGACUUCUGCUUUUCUUUUUGUUUUUUUUCUUCUGCUGUCAGGUAGACUUCGGAGCGUGUAAAUGGCAUAACCAUGUUCACAUCUCACCGUCUGUUUCUGUGUAUCUGCUUCACUGUUCAAAGAGAAAAAAAAAAUCAGUGGUUUCCAGUAUAACCUGUUCAUUUUAAAAAGCCGUACGAUGCGACACUUGUAGCUGUCACUCUUGGUGCUUGGCUUAUGCUUCAUUGUCUUAAUAUUCCAAAUAAAACUGUUAAGUGUUAUCCACACUGGCCCGGGACAUAA
Messenger RNA from Labrus mixtus (cuckoo wrasse), 10095 nucleotides. RefSeq names its product suppressor of cytokine signaling 5b (gene socs5b). The record is from RefSeq and is a predicted model, not a curated record. Gene Ontology annotation, biological process: intracellular signal transduction; phosphatidylinositol phosphate biosynthetic process. Bases 475 to 2160 code for a protein of 561 amino acids. Gene Ontology annotation, molecular function: 1-phosphatidylinositol-3-kinase regulator activity. The transcript has 2 exons. Gene Ontology annotation, cellular component: phosphatidylinositol 3-kinase complex. NCBI's taxonomy places the organism in Eukaryota, Metazoa, Chordata, Actinopteri, Labriformes, Labridae.